This is a messenger RNA of Candida albicans SC5314, 3201 nucleotides long. RefSeq names its product RNA-binding ribosome biosynthesis protein (gene MAK21). The record is from RefSeq and is a predicted model, not a curated record. The transcript has a single exon. Gene Ontology annotation, cellular component: nucleus. NCBI's taxonomy places the organism in Eukaryota, Fungi, Ascomycota, Pichiomycetes, Serinales, Debaryomycetaceae. Bases 1 to 3201 code for a protein of 1066 amino acids.
AUGAGUUCUGGUUUAAAUUUGUCCUCAUUGAAGGAUAAAAUAUUCAGUAAAUUAAAUUUACAGAAAGACAACCAAACCAAAUCACAACAAAAAUCAAAGAAAGCAAGUUCAAAUGACAAAGAGAUACAAAAAGAUAAAAAGAAACCAGCAACACCAGCAAAAGCAAACGCCAAAAAAACUAAAGGAGUUGAUGAAAUAUUGCGUCGUGAGGCAUUAGCAUUGGGUGCUACUGACGAAGAUUUGAAGCUAGUAGAAGGUAUCGAAAGUGACGAUGACAAAAGUGAACAGGAAUUUGACGACGACUCGAAAUUGGACAAGAAUUUUAGUGCUGAUUUGAGUAAGUUCAUGAAAGGGAUAGGUUUGGGAGAAGAAGAAGCUAUGGUAGUGAGUGAAGAAGAAGAAGAAGAAGCUAUGGUAGUGAGUGAAGAAGAAGAAGAGGAAGUUCCCGAGCUAGUCGAAGGAGAAGAGGAGGAAGAAGAAAAAGUGUCAGAAGAUGAUGUUGUUGAGGAGGAGGAGGAGAGCAUCAGCGAGAAAGAGAGUGAAUCAGAAGACACUUCAGAUUCUGAGUCUGAAAAAGAGGUUGUUGUUAAAGAGGCAAAAAUUGAUAACAAAAAGUCCAACCAGGACCCUGAUAAGGUGACAGAUCUUUCAUCAGUGUCAAGUUCCAAGUUGAUUGUUCCUAAUAGAACAGAUUGGUUUAAUAUUGUCGAAGUCCCAGCAGAAACACCAGAAAAAUUGGACAGAUUUGCCAGAGAAAGAUUAUUGGAAAGGGCACAAAAAACCAUCGAAAAGGAUAAUAAAACUUACUUGGAAGAAUUUGCCUCAAACACUUCACAAAAGAAGUUCUUGUCUCAAAUCUUGUCUGAUGGUACUUUGAAUGAUAAAAUUUCAGCAUUGACAUUAUUGAUUCAGGAAGCACCUUUACAUAACUUGAAAGCUUUGGAUACCUUAUUGGCAUAUUGUGACAAAAAAUCAAGAACAGCUGCUUUGCAAUCUAUUGUUGCAUUAAAGGAUUUGUUUGUUAAUAGUUUGUUACCCGAUCGUAAGCUAUUUGCGUUUGACAAACAACCAUUAAGAAAAGAUGAUAGCGAUAUUCAGUUGGCCAUAUAUUAUUUUGAAGAUCACUUGAAAAAAGUGUACUUCAAAUUAAUCCAGAUAUUGGAAAAGUUAUCUCACGACCCUAUAGUACAUGUGAGAAUGACAGUUGUGAAUCAUAUUUUUGACUUGUUAGGUGCUAAGCCGGAACAAGAAGUUAAUUUGUUAAAGUUGGGUGUGAACAAAUUAGGUGAUAUUGAUAAUAAAGUGUCUGCCAAGGCUUCCUAUUUGAUUUUACAGUUGGAGCAAGCCCAUCCAGCUAUGAAACAAAUUAUCACCGAUGCUGUUAUUGAUGUUAUUUUCCAAAGCAAUAAUGACGACCACGCCAAAUACUAUGGUGUCACAACCUUAAAUCAAACCAUUUUAACCCGAAAGGAACAUGAGUUAGCCAAUUCUUUGGUGAAGACCUACUUUGCCUUAUUUGAAAAAAUUUUGGUGGAAAGUGAUGGAUACAAUAAAGACACUAAAGACGAUAAAUCUAUUGGUGACUCCAAAAAGGGUAGAAAGAAUAAUCGUAAGAACUUCAAGAAAGGUAAGAAAGGAGGUAAGUCCGUUAAAAUUGAAGAGAAGACUGAACAAGAACUCGUUGAAGAAAAGAAUGCUAAAUUUUUCUCAGCCUUACUUACCGGGUUGAACCGUGCAUUCCCAUUUUCAAAAUUGCCCAACGAAAUCUUCCAAAGCCAUUUGGACACUUUGUUUAAAAUCACACACAGUAGUAAUUUUAACACUUCGAUUCAAGCAUUGGUUUUGAUUAAUCAUAUAGUGUCUGAACAAGGUUUAAAUUCUGAUAGAUACUACAGAACAUUGUAUGAAUCAUUAUUGGAUCCUAGAUUGGCUAAUUCGUCGAAACAAGGAAUUUACUUGAAUUUACUAUUUAAAUCAUUGAAAAACGACAUUGCUAAUAUACCAAGAGUAUUGGCAUUUGUGAAAAGAAUGUUGCAAAUAUGUUCACAUUGGUUGAAUGUUGGUGCUGUUGCAGGUAUGUUAUACUUAAUGAUGGAGUUAUCGAAAACAAUCCCUGAAAUUUCUGAUUUAUUAGUAGAAUUUGCUUCCAGACCAGACGAUACAGAAGAAUCAUCAGAGAAGGAUACCGAAGAAGUUGAUAAAACCAAGGAUGAAAACAAAGACAUAGAGUAUGACCCAAGAAAACGUAAUCCUAAAUUUGCUAAUGCCAAUAGAUCUUCUUUAUGGGAAAUACACCAAUUCUUAAAUCAUUAUCACCCAACAAUCGCUAUUUAUGCAUCUUCGUUCUUGGAUGGAACAGAACAAGUUAAACCAGAUUUGGGUUUAUACACCUUAUCCCAUUUCUUGGAUCGUUUUGUUUAUAAAAAUGCUAAACAAAAACCACAAACAAAAGGUUCAUCUAUUAUGCAGCCUUUGGGUGGUGCUCAUACAGGAUCUUUGUUGGUCCGAUCUACUAAUCUUGUCGAUACCACAGUUCCCGUGAAUACUGAAAACUGGCUUGGUAAGAAGAUUGAAGAUAUCAAACCAGAUGAAAAAUUUUUCCAUCAAUACUUCAGUACUAAAGUUAACAAAUUAAAGACCAAGAAAGAUGAUAAGAAAUCAAAGGAAGAAGGUGAUAAUGAUGAUGACGAGGAAGACGAUAAUGAAAUGGAUGACGACGAAGUCUGGAAAGCUUUGGUUAAAUCGCGUCCAGAGGUAGAGGAUGCUUCCGAAGAUGACUUUUCAGAUUUUGAUGAAGAAGAUUUUGCUGACAUGGAUAGUGAAGAAGAGAAUGAAGAAGAUGCGAACGAAGAAAAAGAGGAUGUGGAAGGUGAAUUUAGUGAUGCUAAACUUGAAGCAGAACUUGAUGGUGACGAUGAUGAAGAAUUAGAUCAAGAUGAUUUUGAUGAUGAUGAAAAGGCCAUGUUUGCAAUUAACGAUGAAGAUGAGUUUGAAGAUGACGAAAUAGAGUUGAAGAUGUUGGGAGAUGACGACGAUGAUGAAGAAGAAGAAUCUGAAGAAGAAGAAGAGGAAACGAAAAAACGUGCAAGAGAAAAUGAUUCACAUUCAAAGAAAAAGUCAAAGAAACAGAGAGUGAAAGAUUUACCAAUAUUUGCUUCUGCUGAAGAUUAUGCAGAAUAUUUGGACUCUGACAAUGAAUAA